Molecule: messenger RNA, 2487 nt
Organism: Pangasianodon hypophthalmus (striped catfish)
Lineage: Eukaryota; Metazoa; Chordata; Actinopteri; Siluriformes; Pangasiidae
Gene: pheta2
Product: PH domain containing endocytic trafficking adaptor 2
Exons: 4
Coding region: 546-1379 (277 amino acids)
Biological process (GO): retrograde transport, endosome to Golgi; endosome organization; receptor recycling
Cellular component (GO): recycling endosome; early endosome; trans-Golgi network
Source: RefSeq, a predicted model, not a curated record
UUUAGCAUACAUAAAGACUUGACUCUUUAUUUAGGAGAGAAACUACUACGUAUGAACUGUAUUUCUUUGAAAUAUUUGUGUGCAAAACCGCUCAGAAAAGGAAGUGGUUUAUGAAACACCGUUAGCCGUUUGGCUAACAUCAGCCGUCGCAGUGUAGCGGUUUCGGUUACCAGGAACUGGGUCGGAGUCGGACGCGUUUAUUUAUAUUUCAACACAGGUUUCAGCUCAAGUCCUGAAUUACUCUGUAACCACUACACCAGUGCACUCCAUAGUGUGUGACGCAAUAGCGUUCUACGCCCUACAUAGUGCACUAGAUAGUCAGUAGACAGCUAUUCGGGAUUCGGCCAGGUGGAGUCACAACUCCGGUAAUAUGAAACCUGAAAAUAUCUUUAUUGUUUAUCAGCUGCUUGUUUAGCGCACAGUGUCAUCAACAGACCAUUUACUGACCCGAAUUAACGCUUUAUACAUCUGAAAAUGGCUUUGAAGGAUAUUUAGGGCAUAAGGACAACAAUACAGUAAAUUCACAUGAUCCAAGCAGUGCUGUGAUGAAGAUCCACCGGAGAAUCUUAACCCACUACCUGUCCUGCACCUCACCGGUGGAUAAAGAGGGAUAUCUUUAUAAAAAGAGAGGGAGAAACACAUCGUACCUACGCCGCUGGUUUGUCCUGAAGGGGAACCUGCUGUUCUAUCAGGAACGUCCAGCCGACCGCGGUCUGCUCGGUGUGAUUGUGCUCGAGGGUUGCGUCGUUCAAACAGGAGAGUCAGACGUCUCGUUCUCUCUGGUGUUCACUGGCCCAGGCCUUCGCUCAUAUCAGCUCACCGCAGACGAUCAGUCGAGCCAAAAGAGCUGGGUGAACGCUCUCCUGUCAGCCAGCCACAUCUACAUCUCACUGCUCGUCAGAGACCUCGCACACCUUUACCAAGAAGCUAAAGAAGGGAAAAGCCUCGGCGAUUCUUCUCAUUCUUCCACAUCGACAGAUUCCUGUGUGAAAAUGUCCAGCUCUGUCAUCGCUGCUUUCUACGCAGGAUCACCGUAUUUGGCUCAGUGUUCUGACCCGACAUACAGAGAAACGAGAAGCUACAGUGCGAGCAGCGCCUACCCUGGUCACCACACCUACCAUGCUCCAUCUGUGCCAAUCAGAUCGGCUAAUAAACGACCACCAAAACACUGGCCCAAAAGAAAUGCCCAUGUCACACCUCUAAACGGGCCCGCCCCUAAGUACGGGGAGUGGCCUUUAGUGGGAUUCGACCCGACGGACGAAUUCGUUAAACUGCACGAGUAUUACGGAAAUGAGGUGAAGCAGGUGAGAGCUGAUUGGCUGAAGAAGAAACAGCAAGAGGCAGGCCAUAUUGAAGAGGAUCUUAUCGAUCUAGGGUGAUUUAACUUAUCUGGAUUUCUCACACACCUGAACUGUCUCAGUGUGAAAUAACAGAUUUUUCAAUGAUAAGAACUGCAUACAGUGUCGUAUUAAUGUUUGGUAACCGAUCCACUUUGAUUUUUAGACCAAGCUGUGUAUGUCCUCUCUUUUAUUCUGCGCGUAAUGAUUACAGAACAUUUUAAAUACUGCAGAUGAGAUUCAGCUGAAGUAUUCUCAGGCAACAGAAAAGAGAAGGUGAUACUGAGGUAGUAUCUAAGGAAGUGAGUAGAGAUUCUAGUUGCGCUGUGACUUUUACAGUAAAUGAUCGUGAAGAUUUUCUCUCUUCCUGUUCUGAAUGCCUCACCGCACUCCACUUCUAGAUUUCUGUUCUCAAAACAGAACAGGAAACUGAAAAUGCAAAGAUUGACCAAUUUAAACAAGGACACAAGUUAGUUCAUUUUCCAUCUUACCCCAAACUAUAGUAGACAAGCCAAGAAAUAUCAGACGCAAUUCGGCUGAUGACACAAUCACAAUGUGAUUUUUAUUCCUGGUAACGCUUUUUCAUGAAGGUUCCCUUAACUGGCAUUAUUUAACACAUUAGUUAACGUGAACUAACCAUGAACUUCAGCAUUAAUACACCAUCAGUAAGAUUAAGAAAGUAACUAACACCUGCAGUACAUAACAUGCAGUGAGUGACGGCAUGAUGCAAAUGCGUAAAUUCAAAGUGUACAUUUUUAAGGGCAAUCCAUGAAGCGAUGUCAGGGGUCCAAACAAGGCUCAGAGCACCAGCAGGCAACAUUAAUACAGAAAAAACAGGUGAGGGUCAAAACCUGGAAGAUAUACAAAUUUCAGAACAUGACAUGGACUUAAUAAGACAAUAAAUGCAUGAUAAUACCUCACAAAAAUACUGAUACAAGAGGGUAUAAAUAGACAAACAAAUCAAGGACUGAACAUGGAACAGGUGAUCACAAUAGGGCAACUAACCAAUGACAGGAACGGAGUGGAGACAGGACCAAAACAGACACAAAGACACAUGGCAAUGUAAACUAAAUUACAUGACGUGAAAACAGCACUCGUUGGGCUCGGAACUGAGAGAGAAAGGGACUUUCUGACACAUUAAUUGAUUUUU